This is a messenger RNA of Diaporthe amygdali, 1647 nucleotides long. RefSeq lists its product as uncharacterized. Lineage: Eukaryota; Fungi; Ascomycota; Sordariomycetes; Diaporthales; Diaporthaceae. Gene Ontology annotation, molecular function: flavin adenine dinucleotide binding; NADP binding; N,N-dimethylaniline monooxygenase activity. The record is from RefSeq and is a predicted model, not a curated record. The coding region runs from base 1 to 1647 and encodes 548 amino acids. The transcript is spliced from 2 exons.
AUGGCUCCCCGUGUUGCUGUGAUAGGGGCCGGUCCUCUAGGACUCAUGGCGCUGAAGAACAUGAAGGAAGAUGGGCUGGAUGUGACAUUGUGGAAUUACUCCGAGGAUGGGUCUCUUUCUGUAGCUGCAAACACAAUUUUCAACAGCAGCAAAUACCGGAGCGCAAUAUCAGACUACCCUUUUCCGGACGAAACGGACGAUUUCCCCACUUGGCGACAAAUGUGGGAGUAUCUGGAGGGCUAUGCGGAUCAUUUCCAGUUGAGACAGAAUAUCCAACUCAACACACGCGUGGUGGCUUUUGCACGCGAAGGAGACAAAUGGGCAGUCGAGCUUCUUACCAAGGAUGGCGGCCCCCGCCGCGAAUAUUUCGACAAGAUCGCCGUCGCGAAUGGAACCUUCACGGCGCCAAAAUGGCCAGAGAUCCGGGGGAUAGAGAAGUUCACCGGAAGGACUCUGCACGCGAUCAAUUUCCAUCGUCCCGAGUCUUUCAAGGACCAGCGGGUAUUGAUCGUCGGGCUUCACGCAUCUGCACAAGAUGUAGCUUCUGGUCUCGUGGGACAUGCUGCGCAGUUGUAUGCCAGCCAUAGAAACGGUGUCGUUCUCGUACGUUUCAGAGAUAUCCUCAUGCACCUCUGGAGCGGGAUGAAACUGAUGGCUCAUGAUCUCCAGCUCCCACGAUAUGACCCAAAAGGUGCUGCGUUCGACACAGCCAUGACCCUCAACUUCACGAGAUUCGUGUUAUUCGCGACGACUUGGUUUCCCAGUAUAUUGAAUUGGCUAAUGGACAAAGUUAUGGUUGCCACGUCGAAAACCGCAUUUCCCAACGUUCUCAAGUCAUGGAACUUCUUCCCGGCUCCAUCUAUCGCAACCACAGCUCCUUUGAUUGGGGACGAGAUUUACCCUCUGUUGGAAUCGGGCUUCUGCGAACCAGUUAGCGCUGUGUCAAAGAUCACAGGAGCGAAGACAAUCGAGUUAAAAGAUGGCCGUGUCCUGAAAGACAUCGACGCUAUCAUUUACACGACUGGCUAUAAUUUCGCCGCACCUUUCGUCGACCAGGAACACAACCCCUACCCCAUCCCGGGCAAGCCACCUUAUCUGUAUCGCGGGACCUUCCCGCUCCAUGAAGACCCUAAGGUCCGGAACUCGCUUGCGUUCUUUGGUCAUGGCGCGAUCUUCUUCCCUGGCUUCGUCCAGCACGAACUCAUCAUCAUGGCAACCUCACAGAUAUGGAGUGGACGGUCCAGCCUACCUCCACUGAGCGAUAUGAAAACAUGGUACCACGGCUUUCUGGAUUGGCGUCAGAAUCUUCUGGAUCGGCAGAAAUCCGAGGCUACGUUUUAUACCCUCAAUCAACCUAUGACAGACCAUUUGCAGUGGUUCGAGGAUGCUGCCGGAACUGGAGUGUUUAGCCACUUCGGAUGGCUUAGUCUCAAGGCUUGGUCUUUCUGGUGGAAUGAUCGGAAAUUAUAUCAUCUUUGUGCGAACGGUAUAUUCAGCCCCUCUAUUUGGCGGCUGUUUGAGACCGGUAAAAGGAGGGCUUGGCCAAAGGCCAGAGAGCAGAUCUUCCUUGAUAAUAAAGCUGCUCAGGCACAAGUUCGAACCAGGCUUGAAAGGAUGAGGCUUGAAGGAAACAAGAAGACCCUGUGA